Calypte anna (Anna's hummingbird) is the source of this 2701-nucleotide messenger RNA. RefSeq names its product tyrosine 3-monooxygenase/tryptophan 5-monooxygenase activation protein beta (gene YWHAB). The transcript has 6 exons. Gene Ontology annotation, biological process: signal transduction. Lineage: Eukaryota; Metazoa; Chordata; Aves; Apodiformes; Trochilidae. Gene Ontology annotation, cellular component: cytoplasm. Bases 130 to 864 code for a protein of 244 amino acids. The record is from RefSeq and is a predicted model, not a curated record.
GCGGCGAGGCCGGGAAGCGGGUCCACAGCGCCGCAGGGUGUGUGUGCGUGCGCCGAGCGGCCGCCGCGCUCCCACUCGCCUCGACCGCCGGGAUCCAGGCCGCGGUGCCGCCGCCCCGACAGGACAGCCAUGGAUAAAAGUGAGUUGGUACAGAAAGCCAAACUGGCUGAACAGGCUGAGCGUUACGAUGACAUGGCUGCUGCUAUGAAGGCAGUCACUGAGCAAGGACAUGAACUGUCCAAUGAAGAAAGGAACCUCCUCUCAGUUGCCUACAAGAACGUGGUGGGUGCCCGUCGCUCAUCCUGGCGUGUCAUUUCCAGCAUUGAACAGAAAACAGAGAGGAAUGAGAAGAAACAGCAGAUGGGAAGAGAGUAUCGUGAGAAGAUCGAGGCUGAAUUGCAAGAUAUCUGCAAUGAUGUUCUGGAACUCCUGGAUAAGUACCUUAUUGUCAAUGCCACGCAGCCAGAAAGCAAGGUCUUCUAUUUGAAAAUGAAAGGUGAUUACUACAGAUACCUCUCAGAGGUGGCAUCUGGGGACAAUAAGCAAACAACGGUAGCAAACUCUCAGCAAGCUUACCAGGAGGCAUUUGAAAUUAGCAAGAAAGAGAUGCAGCCAACACACCCCAUUCGACUUGGUUUGGCUCUAAAUUUCUCUGUUUUCUACUAUGAGAUACUAAAUUCUCCUGAAAAAGCCUGUAAUCUGGCAAAGACGGCAUUUGAUGAAGCGAUAGCAGAGUUGGACACGCUGAAUGAAGAGUCUUACAAAGACAGCACUCUCAUCAUGCAGCUGCUUAGGGACAACCUCACUCUAUGGACGUCGGAAAACCAGGGAGAUGAAGGGGAUGCUGGGGAGGGAGAGAACUAAUGGCUGUCACGCUUCACUCUGUGUUCAAUGUCACCCUGUAUCCUACACAUAUAUCCCUUUGUGCGACAAGCAAAAAGAAUAGUACAUUGACUUUCACAACCUCAACGUAGCAAAAACUGUCUGUGGGGUGAAAAAAAAAAACAGUUGGUUGAUGUUUUGUGUCCUUAAAGCGGAGGUCGGUUACUCUAAUGGCAUUCCGAACUUUCCUAUUCUGAACAUUUACAGUUACGAUUACCGUGUUUAUAUUUUUAACUGAACACUGUGAUUAUGGGUUUUGUGAUUGCAAUUGACUUUACAAAACUCUUAUUGGUAGAAAAGUAGACAUCAGUUGUGUAACUCUGGCAAGCUUAAUUUGGCACCAAAAUAGUCGAAGUACAAUUCUGUUGUAAAGUUGUACAGAAAGUUAUAGAGAUUCUAUUGUGACACUGGGGCAUGGAAGGAAAACAAUCUGAUGUAUGGCAUUCCAGUUUGUAACACUGCUAUGAGUUAGUUUAACAGGCACACUCUGUAGACAUUUGUAACCAAGUCUGAGGCACCGCUUUCAGUCAAAAGCUCACUUUGUCAGUCCUGUCUUUCUGGGCAUGGGGUUUGUUUUGGGGAGGAGGCUAAUGGGGGAGUUAGCAGCUUGAAUUCCAAACUCUUUACACUGGCAGAUAACUGGGAUUUGACUUCUAAAAGUGCUUUCAUGCUCAUAGGACAUGCAUGACUAAGCCCCUUCCCACAGCAAUAACAUACCUAACUAUACCUUAGAUGUUAGUAGUGAGAAUUCUUUGUUCACUACCAUGGACUUGCAAUAGGAGAAGAUUCAAUUUUUUGAAUGGCCUUAUUAGUUUGGAUGAUACCAUGAAGUGAUCUGCCACUUUUGCAUUACUUUACUCUUGGGUGAAUCAAAAUCUCCAUGGUAUUCCCAUUUUGGAUUUAUCCUGAAAGCUUCUUAAGUAAUCCACUGAGCCAUCUUUAAGUACAGUUUAUAGAAAUUUUUCUCCCUUUGGACUCUGUUCAUCCCUGACCCUCUCAACUGUUUAAACUCCAUUAAAGCAGUUCUGGACUCCCACAUACACAUCAUCCUUUCUUUAAUUUUGUGUGAUGUCAGGAUGGUGGGUGAAACCUGAGUCUGCUCAAGGACAGGUUUCUUUCUUGGAUGUUUGACAGCUGCCAGUACUGUUGCAGUCUUCAGCUCUCAUCUGCCAUUUUUUUGAUAGCACCAGGAACUGGCUCAAAUAUUCAGGAUUCCCCAUUUAUUGUACUGGAAUGCAGACCAACUCAUUUGUAAUGCUUGUAACUUGUAAUAUUUGAGCUCCAAACGUCCUCACCUAGUUAUGUUUCAGACAUGUCCCAUUUAAAAAAAAUUACUAAGAGUUGCGUGAAUAAUACAGUGGAAAAGAUUAGGAGUAGUCACCUGUCAGUCCCGCGGAAUCAUCCCCCUACCUUCACAUUCCACUUAGGUAUAGGAUCCAUCUGUUUGUCCAUCUGUCUGCUGAAGAGAAUUUCAUGCACUGAUUUUAAAACUCCCCUCUACUAGCUGAACAAAUUGUGCAGUUAAUACUUGGCGCUUGAUAAAUGCAGUAGUGAAUGUGGAACCGAGCCUGUCUGUAUAUCUGGUAGCUCUUUUCGCUUUGUUUUUACUGACCAGUAUUCUGCCUAAAGUUUGCUUCUGUGACGGUUAUAUUGCCUAGCACACACGUGGUUGUGAGAAUAGUAUAGCAAAAAGAAAAACCUGGUUAUUGAUGUACUAGAUUUGUGUAUGUCUUUUAAACAGUUCUAGUUUCACCUUACACAAAAUAAUCAGGAAAGUGUAAAAGAAUUCAAAAGUGAAUAAUAAAAAAAAAUUUUAUCA